This is a messenger RNA of Notodromas monacha, 573 nucleotides long. NCBI's taxonomy places the organism in Eukaryota, Metazoa, Arthropoda, Ostracoda, Podocopida, Cyprididae. The record is from the annotation of a GenBank genome assembly.
AUGAGGGCGAAUGGAUGCCGGCGUGUGUCUGUUGCUGAGUGCACAGAAGACGCCAUUGUCGGGUAUGUCGUGCCUUUUGUCACGCAGAAUAUUGGGAAUGGGGACUGGAGGUAUCGUGAGGCUGCUGUGAUGACAUUCGGGUACAUUCUUGAAGGACCGUCAAAUGAGAAGUUGAAGCCUAUGAUGGAUGAAGCGUUGCCUGUGCUAAUGAAUUUGAUGUCAGAUUCAAGUAUCCAAGUGCAAGAUACGACGGCUUGGACCCUGGUUAGAAUAUGUGAAUACUUGGACAUCACGUCAAAUUCUGAAGUUCUCACUGUGCUUCUUAACGCCUUCUGUGUUCCACUCAGUGAUGAACCAUCUGUCGCCGCCAACGUUUGUUGGGCCUUGAAAAGCUCGAGCUUUGCCGCGUACAUGACCGUCCAAACCAGUGACAAAGAGAGCAUUGAGCCGGAUGCAUAUCCCUUUUUGCUGUUUUUCCACAUGUUGAUGCAGAAACUGUUGUGGACAACCAAACGAGCCAAUGGCGCACAGGCUGAUUUUUGGUACAAAGAUGUUUGGGCGUUUGCGUAUUGA